This is a messenger RNA of Diatraea saccharalis (sugarcane borer), 606 nucleotides long. The record is from the annotation of a GenBank genome assembly. Lineage: Eukaryota; Metazoa; Arthropoda; Insecta; Lepidoptera; Crambidae.
AUGGCGGCUGCGGCAAACGAUUUCGAGCCGUGGUUAUCUGAUAAAUUAAAAUCACUUAAAACCGAUGAAGGUAUAUUUGGAUCAUACAUUUCAGGUAUUCUUGAAAGUGAAGAAAGUACCGAUGAAAAAAAAGAUGCAUUGGAAGGUAUACUAUCCGAAAUUGUGGAAAAAGAUAUAUCUAUUCAUGUAAAUGAAAUAAUUGAAAAAUGGGAAUCUACUAAACCAAAGGAAGCAGCUUCUAAACCAUCGACAGAUGUCGAUGCACAAUUAGCGAAGUUGCUUGAAUCACAGGCACCUGCAGCUACUGCACGCCGAGAGUAUACCGAUGAAGAGAAAAAGAUACGAGAAGCCAUAUUAUCCCAAUAUAGUCAGCUAUCAGAUAAUGAGGAAGACGAGGUGCAUGAUGAGAUAUCUGACAAUCAUGAUUUAGUAAAGAAUACAAAUGCAGCUGAUGUUGCAGCAGCUGCUCGUGAACGCCGUGAACAAGCUCGUUUAGAGGCUCAGCGAAAAAAAGAAAAGGACAAAGAAGACAGGGAAAAACAGAAACAAAUGAAAGAGGAGAAGAAAGAAAAACGUAAAACACAAAAAGGCGAGAGAAAGAGGUAG